CACCGUCGGCCCGGCAAAGGAGUCGGUCGGCCCUUGGUGGCUUUCUCACUACAGGCAUUGUGAGCGAUCAACGCACUGGGCGUCUGGGUAACAAGCGAACACGCCGGCGAAAGUGGCUUUGCAGAUGAACCAGUAAACAUACUUUGCUAGUCCCGGCGCCAGAAGACGGCUUGAAGAAGAGAUGUCUCCGCCGAAGAAGAUCGUCAAACCAGACUCGCGAGAAUGCUGGUUCGUUGCCGCGUCAGCGGCCAUUUACGUCUUCUUCGCUAUGAUCUUGGUCAAGACAGAGUCGGUCAUCUACGUCGGCUUCAUGGAAAUGCUUCAUCUGAGCAGACAGGACGCAUCUUGGCCUCUCAGCAUAUCGCUCGUAGUUUCCCAGCUAGCUGGGCCCGUGUUCGGCCUCCUCUGCCUGUACCUGUCCGAGAGGGCAGUCCUGAUUGCCGGCGCCUUUCUAUGUUCCGUGCCGGUCAUGGCAUGUGGUUUCGCCUAUAGCCUAACCGUCAUCAACGUACUCUAUGGAGUGUUCUUCGGCAUGGGCCUUGCGUGCGCCGAGCUGGUGCCGUUUUCGGUGGUGGCGCGCCACUUCGUGUCGUACCGCGGCACAGCACUGGGCCUGCUAUUCAUCGUCACCUCCGUCUCGGGCUUUCGUGUCCCCCAUGGCGGUGGAAUUUCUGCGUCAAACGUACGGCUUCCGAUGCACGCUACACUUGAUCGGAGCCGUCAUACUGAACAUGCUGCUCGGCUGCUUCAUAGUGAGCCGCGUUGACCGCACCGACGGUUCUAUCGAAGAGCCGCCCGUCAGCGCUCUCCAAAACCAAGGAGCUGCUUGCAGAGCCGCCCCGCAUACCAGCCGAGCGGCGCAGGUCCAGCUUCCAAGCAGCCUCGCUGGGGCAGUCCUGCUCCAUCAAGUUAGCGCAGUCCAUUAUGUCACUGGACAAAAAGGACCGUUCGGCGCGAGCUAAACUGCGGAGCAACAUGCGCACCAUGUUCACGCUGCCGUACGUGCACAUCUGCUUGUCGCGUGCGGCUGCCCUGUUUGCGCUCACCACCAUCCUCAUCACCGUAGUGGACUUCGGCGAGGACAACGGCCUCUCGGGCUACGACGCCGUGUCCCUGCUCACGGCGUACGCCAUCGGAGACCUGUGUUCGCGCCUCAUCACGGCGCUGGUGCUCGACACACGCUUCAUGAGCACCAGCGCCACGCUUCUCUGCAUGUUCGCGCUGCAGGCGGUCGUCAUGGCCGUCAUGAGUUUCGAGAGCAACUACUGGGUGCUGCUUGUGUGCUGCUUUGUCACGGGCCUCUCGAGCGGUGGCCGCUUCUUCACCUGCACCGUCAUGGUGGCCGAAGAGUUUGACGAGGACGCCAUCUCCCUCAACCUGGGCGUCUUGAACUUCGUGUCCGGCAUUGCAUGCUUCAUCAGACCACCCAUCAUAGGCUACUGCCGUGACGUGCUCGGGUCGUACACUCCACUCUAUCUGCUGCUGGCUGUCGUCAACGCAUUCUUCACCGUCACCUGGAGCCUGAAGCUCAUUCUCUCCCUCCGCAAGAAGAAGAUACCAACAGUCAGGGUAUCCCUGCAAGAGCUGCCAGAUGCACGAGGACGAAUCGGGAGCAUCGUAUCAUUUUGAAACGCACCGUUUUUCCAUCUAGUGUUACACACACUGCGGAUUGUUUUCCAGUAUAAUCGCAGAGGUUGCCUUGAAAAAUCGAGGGCCUUCGCUGGCAAGAAAAACGAGAGUCACGCAAAAAGAAGGGCAAGUCAUUUGCGGUUCGUUCAUGCACACUGAGACAGAAAUACUUUGAGCGGUAAGGUGGAGAUGGCGCUCCAAGCCAGGCCCCACUUUGCUCCCAACACUGCAGGAUGCUGGACCUCAAGGCAGAGCUUUCGUUUCAGCGUGGAGUGCGUGACUUGAAUUCAGUACUCAUGUGCCAGGGCAAAACUUGAUGUCCAAUUAAGAGAAUGAAAAAUAAACUGUUAAUAAAAUGCGUAAAAAGGCAUCAAACAAAAAG
Rhipicephalus microplus (southern cattle tick) is the source of this 2011-nucleotide messenger RNA. Its product is annotated as monocarboxylate transporter 13. The record is from RefSeq and is a predicted model, not a curated record. Gene Ontology annotation, molecular function: transmembrane transporter activity. NCBI's taxonomy places the organism in Eukaryota, Metazoa, Arthropoda, Arachnida, Ixodida, Ixodidae. Gene Ontology annotation, biological process: transmembrane transport.